Molecule: messenger RNA, 489 nt
Organism: Rattus rattus (black rat)
Lineage: Eukaryota; Metazoa; Chordata; Mammalia; Rodentia; Muridae
Product: tubulin alpha chain-like
Exons: 1
Coding region: 1-489 (162 amino acids)
Biological process (GO): microtubule cytoskeleton organization; mitotic cell cycle
Cellular component (GO): microtubule; cytoplasm
Molecular function (GO): GTP binding; structural constituent of cytoskeleton
Source: RefSeq, a predicted model, not a curated record
AUGGCUUGCUGCCUGCUGUACAAUGGUAAUGUGAUUCCCAAAGAUGUCAAUGUCUCCAUUGCUACCAUCAAGACCAAGCGCAGCAUCCAGUUUGUGGACUGGUGCCCCACUGGCUUCAAGGUUGGCAUUAAUUACCAGCCUCCCACUGUGGUACCUGGUGGUGACCCGGCCAAGAUCCAGAGAGCUGUGUGCAUGCUGAGCAACACCACAGCCAUUGCUGAGGCCUGGGCUUGUCUAGAUCACAAGUUUGAUCUAAUAUAUGCCAAGUGUGUCUUUGUGCGCUGGUAUAUGGGUGAGGGCAUGGAGGAAGGGGAGUUCUCUGAGACCUGUGAGGACAUGGCUGUCCUAGAGAAGGAUUAUGAGGAGGUUGGUGUAGAUUCUGUAGAAGGCGAGGGUGAGGAAGAAGGAGAGGAAUACUGGUUCAUUCCUCUAGCCCCUGUAUCGUGUCAAACUCAAAACUCCAGCUCCAGCACUGGCUGCAGGCAUUGA